AUGACAUAAGCUAUGAAUACAGAUUUAUUGUUAAGAAUGAGUACUCUGAAUUAGGAAUUUCAUGUGUUAGCUACAAAUACUAAUUUAUUUAUUACAACAAUUAAAGAGGAAUUGUUAUAACAAAAAUAAGAAAAUUAAACUAGUAGAUAAAUCUGUGAUCUUAAUACUUAAGUAUGAUGUCAUUUUAAAUAGAGUGUUAGUGAAUUGAGAUGGCAUUUGGAUUAAGCAGUUGGAAAUCUUUAUAAAAAAUACGAAGAAUAAGUUAAUGAUAAAAUAAAGGAAUUUGAAAGCUUAUAAAAAUAAAAAGAAAUUUCAGAAUAAAAUAGAAUAAAAGAAUUAGAGUAAAGAUUCAAUCAAUAUGAUGAAAUAAUUAAAGAAUUAGAUAAAAAAUGGGAAUCAAAAUCUAAUGAUCGUUAUAUUGCUAGCAUAAUUUAAAAGAACCUAUUAACAAAUUAAAACAUAGGAUAAUUUAUAGUUGAUAAAGUAUUGAAAUUAACAGAAGAAACUGUUUAAAAUAAACUAAAUGAUUAUUAAAAGUUGAUUGAUGAAAGAAUGACAAAUUAAUUUCAUUAGUUAUCUAAUUAUUAAGUUUAAAUUAGAAAAUUUGAAACAAAAUAAGAUGACUUAUAAAAUCAAUUAAAUAUCUCAAAAGAAUUUUAGAUGGAUUUUCAAAAAUAAUAAUAAAAAAAACUUUAAGUAUUAUAACAUCAAAAUUCAUUAUUUAAAGAAGUUGUGUAAUAAUAAGUUCAUAAGUAAAUGAUUAAUAAUAUAUAAUAGUAUAAUAGAAUAGUCAGAAUUAUGCAAAACUAAUAUUAAAGAUUUAAGAGAAUAAAUGGUUAAGCAAUUCGAAGAUGCUUCAGUUGGUAAAUUAGAAAAUAACGAAUAAAUUUUGUAAAUUUUAACAUAAGAUUAAUAAAAAAUAAGGGAAAUUGAAAGAAAAUAAGAUUUGAUUUUUAAAAAUGAGAAUGAAUUUAAGAUUAAAUUAGAAUAGAUGUAAUAAGAUUAUAAUCAAUAAAAUUAAAGAGCAUUAAAUUAAAUAGUUACAAUGGAUAGUGAAAUGAAAAAUAUAAAUUCUGCAAUUAAUGGUAUUUAUGAAAAAAUGAAUACUAUUACUUUAAAUCCUUAAGCAAUUUAAGAAACUAAAAAUACUGAAAAGCCAUAAGAAAAAUUUAGGCCAUUAUUAAUAAGUCAAAAGAUUUAAAAAUAAUUCUGUUUAAAAGAUUAAAUUGGAUAAAUCGAAAUUUUGUUUCGACAUGUUUAAUUAUUAUUCAAACACAUCUGUAAAACAUAUAGAUAUGAAUAAAAAUUGGAAUCUUAAAAAUAAAAAUAGAAAUCAGAUUUAACAAGAAAUAAUUCAAAUGAAUAAAUUCAUUCAGAUAAUUUAGACCAUCCAUAAUAUGUAUUUUAACAGUAUUAAUAAUAAUAAAAAUAAGAAUAAUAAAAAUAAGAAGUUCAAAAAAGUGAUAUACUUUAAUAAUAAGUUUUAAAUCCUUAAAAUUAAUUAAAGAUUAAUAUACAACCUGUAUAUUAGAGUAAUGAAGAUUACUUUGGAGACACAAGAUUAUAUUUUAAUUAAGCUAUGAAACCUCUUUAUAUUUAAGGAAAAUGUAUAAAAAUUUAUAUUAUAAUAGAACAUGCUAUGGAUAUUCGACCUUAAGUUGAAAUGCAAUAAUUAUCUGCGAAAGUAAAACAAAUUUCUAAUCUAUUUUGUGAUUCUGAUUUAAGAUAAUAAUUAUUUGAAAACAGUUAAAGUUAGAGACCAGGAUCAGGUAAGAAGAGAUUACCAAAGAUUAAUUCAAAAAGUUUUCAUUUCUCAAAUGAUGAUUAAUGA
Messenger RNA from Paramecium primaurelia, 1831 nucleotides. NCBI's taxonomy places the organism in Eukaryota, Ciliophora, Oligohymenophorea, Peniculida, Parameciidae. The record is from the annotation of a GenBank genome assembly.